UUAAAAUACACUACCCACUGUUAAAACCCCAUGACAAGCAAUGAUUUCAAACAUAACACUUCAGAAGAAAAUUAUCCUUCCAAAAACAACAAUAUUACGUACAUCCGUAAAAAAACUUGAACAUAAAAAAUAUGAGUCAAUAUUUGGAACCUUUAAGACUGAAUUAAUUUGGACAAACAUAAUGUUAAUUUUUACACUUCAUACUUUAUCUGCGAUUAUAAUUGUGUCAUAUCCAUGGAUUACGAAGUUUCCUCUAGUACUUUAUGCAUUUACCAUUGGUGGCAUAGGAGGAUUUGGUGUAACUGGGGGUGCUCAUAGAUAUUGGACGCAUAAAUCAUUUAAGGCAAAACUACCAUUGAAACUCAUUCUUCUUAUGUCAUAUUCCGUAGCAGGCCAAAAUUCUUUAAAAAACUGGGUAAGGGAUCAUAGAGUUCAUCAUAAAUUCUCGGAAACCAGUGCAGAUCCCCACGAUUCUAAUCGAGGAUUUUUUUUUGCCCAUUGUGGUUGGUUAAUGAUGAAAAAACACCCUGACGUUUUAGAGAAAGGAAAAGUUAUUGAUUGUAGUGAUUUAAUGCAAGAUCCAAUAAUUAGAUUUCAUGAGAAAUACUUCGUAUUAUUCAAAUUGGUGUUUUGCUUUAUAUUGCCGACGAUUAUACCACCUUUACUAUGGAACGAAUCUUGGUUUUGGACUUUCUGCUCUACCGCAGUUGUAAGAUACUGUUUAACUUUAAAUUUUACUUGGGCCGUGAACAGUGCUGCCCAUUUAUGGGGUAACAAACCAUAUGCUAAAAACAUAAAUCCAUCUGAAAACCUUACGGUUUCCAUUGUGGCAAUGGGUGAAGGUUGGCAUAAUUACCAUCAUACAUUUCCAUGGGACUACAAGACGUCAGAAAAUGGCAGAUAUAAUUUAACCAAAAAUUGGUUGGAUUUUUUUUAUGCAAUCGGUUGGGCAUAUGAUAUGAAAAGUCCCUCAGACGAACUAGUGAAAAAAGUAGUUGAAAAAAAUGGGGAUGGUAGCCACUGGCAAUGGGGGAUGGAAUAUCCGGAAAGUGAGGACAAGUAUAAUUAACAUAUAACUAUCCGAGAAUUUUUCUGAUUAUUUGGAUAUACCUAUAAUUAUUGUAAGACU
Messenger RNA from Brassicogethes aeneus, 1129 nucleotides. NCBI's taxonomy places the organism in Eukaryota, Metazoa, Arthropoda, Insecta, Coleoptera, Nitidulidae. The record is from the annotation of a GenBank genome assembly.